AUGCCACCUAAGAGACCCAAAAGUGCGAGAAGCAGUGCAGGCAGUAAGGGGAAAGGCAAGAAUCUGUGUCAAAAUCCAUUGGCAAUUGAUUGUCAUCUCGCUCACCAAGGUCAUCCUGAUGAUAUCUUCCCCAUGGUCCUGACAUCAGCCACCCAGGAGCUCUUUGGUUGCCUUGCUGAUGAGGAUGUCACAGGGGAGAGCCCUUACAAGCUCCUGAAAAAAGACGACAUCAUACAAGACAUUAAGACAAGAGCCGCAGUGUCCGAUUUCAGCCCUGUGAAGCAGUUUGUGCUGGACUACCCAGAGGAUGAGAUGUUGCUGGUUUUUGACAGGGACUUCACUUAUGAUCAGAGCUUCUACCUGGUUCUCACACCAGAAGCUAAGGACAGAAUUAUCAAUCCCCCAGAGCCUGAGACACCAGAAGUGUUUGAGGAAGAAGUCAGUAAAAUCCCAGAACCAAAGCAAUGGAUGCAUCUUGGCAGUGAGCAGGAAAUUGAUGAAGAAUCUAUCAAAGAGACCAGAAAAAAGCUGUGGUACAAGUUCUCCAGAGUGCGGAGGAAGUUUGAGGUACCAGUCUCUUUUUCUGACCGCAACACUGCAGAUGCUGAGGAUGGCUACCUAGCGUGUGCUUCCUAUCAAGACAGCAGAUUCAGCAUCAAGCAGAUGCAGAGGGACUGCGGGGUGCAGGCUGCUCCCACGCAGCAGAGCAGCAGUGCUCAGACACAAUGGAAGAUCCAGAGGAAUAGCUGCACCCAGUACGUGCCAAGAGAGUUAAGUGAUGAAGAAAGAGAGAACAUCCUCCAGUUUGAGAGUCUGAAGCAUUUUUUAAACUCAGUGACCCCCAGGGUUUUGCAAGCCCUUCAGCAGGAGGAGAUCAUGAAUGUGUUCUUAGAUGACUAUAAAGCUCUGGGGACAUUAGCUGAGGACGGUGACUGGUGUGGGAAGGUUUCUGAAGGUUUGAUGCUUAAUCAGGCCUUCUCAGACCAAAAGUACACUAAGGACAAGAAAAUCACCAGUAUUAACUGGCAUCCUACCAUCUAUGGUGUGAUAGCUGUGGCUUUGACAGAGAAAAGGGAGGUGCCAUUGAACGAGUCCACGUUUGUUGUCAGACCCUCUCUGGUUCUCUUCUAUAGCUUUUCCAGCCCCUCUAAUCCCCAGUUGCUGCUGGAGAGCCCAGAUGACAUUUUUGCCUUUGAGUUCUGCCCCUCUGAUCCAAAUAUUAUUGUUGGCGGCUGCAUAAAUGGCCAGGUUGUGUUGUGGGACAUUUCUGCUCAUGUCACACGCCUGCAGGGAACACAGCCUAGUGGUAAAAAGGUCUCUGUCAACACUGACACUCUGACCUCUCACCAGGACCUUGAUGAGAACAAAGAGAAUGAGACUCCCGUCGUGCGCUACUGUGCAGCGUCUACUGUAGAGACCAGCCACAAAGCACGAAUUACUGAUGUCCAGUGGCUGCCACCAACGUUUGAGGUGACCAGGUCAGGCAUGCCAGUAGAGAACAAGUACAACAUUUCUGUUCAGGUUGUCACCUGCUCAACUGACUGCUCUUUAAUGUUCUGGGAUGUGCGAGCACAAAAACUGUUGAGCCAGUCAGCAUCAGACAGGAAGCAGAAUGCGGAUCAGAAGACUAACCUGACACCAUACGGUGUCCCCAACACUUUCAAACACCUGGAACGCACUUGGAAACCUCUGUUCAGGGUUUCCCUGCCAAAGAUCGAUACCAGUGGAGAAUACGCUCCUAUGAAGUUCAGCCUGGAAUACUACACCUGUAAUACCAAUGAGAAUAUUGAUAGCUCAGAGUUCAUCCCAGACUACAGCCAGCUCAGAGUGCCCUCAGCUAAAACCCUCAGAACUCUGGAAGAUGUCAAUACCAAACUCUAUAUUGGAACAGAGGAUGGGGAGAUUGUUUACACUGACUGGAAACUGGAGAAGGAUGACUUUGCGCGGCUGCACAGUGCCAAGCCCCUUCACUGUUUUAGCACCCAUCACUGGUUGGUGAAUACAGUACAGAGGUCACCCUUCUUCAGAGACAUUAUUUUGACAACAGGAGGCUGGACCUUCGCCAUCUGGAAGGAGGGAGUCAUGGAUGGCCCCAUCAUGUUGUCACCAAACUCUGAACUGGUGUGCACCGCGGGGUGCUGGUCCCUGUCCCGACCAGCUGUCUUCUUCAUUGGGAAAGGGGAUGGCAGCAUUGAGGUGUGGAACCUGCUGGAAAAGACCAGCGAACCUACACACAUCUACACACACCACAUCAGCAAUGUCAAGAUUACCUGCAUCAAACCCUGGACUGCCUCCUCCAAGCAACACUUCCUGGCUGUGACUGAUGACCUUGGAAUCGUCCGUGUAUUAGAAAUCCCGAAGACACUCUAUGUUCCCUCUAAGAAUGAGAGUUUGAGUGUCAGGAAAUACUUUGAGCUGGAGGAACACAGGCAGAGGGAUUUUUUGAGGAGGAAGGAACUGUGGGUGACAGAGAAGAAGGAAGCUGAAGAGCUCGAGAAGAGGACGGAACCUGGCAAGCUAGUAACAUUUCUGAAUGUGCCUGAAGAGGAGAACAUGAAGAAAUACAGUGAUUACCUGAUGCUGGAGAACAGCAUCCUGAAGGCAUUCGGCCUGUGUCCAGCUACUGCCGGCACAUAAGAUACCUGAUAUUACACACAUUCACUCACACUUUU
Molecule: messenger RNA, 2672 nt
Organism: Chelmon rostratus (copperband butterflyfish)
Lineage: Eukaryota; Metazoa; Chordata; Actinopteri; Chaetodontiformes; Chaetodontidae
Gene: dnai3
Product: dynein axonemal intermediate chain 3
Exons: 22
Coding region: 1-2637 (878 amino acids)
Biological process (GO): inner dynein arm assembly; cilium movement involved in cell motility
Cellular component (GO): inner dynein arm
Molecular function (GO): dynein light chain binding; dynein heavy chain binding
Source: RefSeq, a predicted model, not a curated record